Bursaphelenchus xylophilus (pine wood nematode) is the source of this 563-nucleotide messenger RNA. The record is from the annotation of a GenBank genome assembly. NCBI's taxonomy places the organism in Eukaryota, Metazoa, Nematoda, Chromadorea, Rhabditida, Aphelenchoididae.
AUGGGGGACCAGAAACCGGUGCUACAAGUGCAGUUGAAUGUGGACGAUAUUAUGAAGGAGACUGUCACACUUAUCAAAGCAGUGCGGGAGGAAAUUGAAAUCGUCUCGAAUGCUGUGAACCUGCACAUGAAUGAGAGUAUUGAUGGGGUAAGUCGAUGGCAACAGCCUUUAAAAAUAAGUUCCUAAAUUGGCCAAAUUAUCAUCGUUGCCCAGCAUCAUUAAUUCCUUUUUAGGCGAUCAGGAACGUUGCCAAGAUCGUCGGCGAUGUGGAGACCAUCACCAAGAACAUGGCCAUCACCACCAACGCUUUCUAUCAGCCAGUUCUUUUAUUUAUGUCCCUCCUCAUCCUAGUGCUCCUACUUUUAUCCAUCUUACUGUUCUGUAUGUUGCGAACUCGAAGAGAGUACAAAAAACAGCCCAUUAAACUGAAGUUCCGCAAACGGAGGGGACGAACAGCGACACGGAGGGUACCUGAACAUACGUCAACAGAGACGAUAAAUGAGGAAGCGCAGCCUCCGGGGUAUGGGACUACUGCCAAACGGAAGAAUGACACUUUGGUGUAG